Nymphaea colorata (pocket water lily) is the source of this 414-nucleotide messenger RNA. RefSeq lists its product as uncharacterized. Gene Ontology annotation, molecular function: methenyltetrahydrofolate cyclohydrolase activity; methylenetetrahydrofolate dehydrogenase (NADP+) activity; protein dimerization activity. Bases 1 to 414 code for a protein of 137 amino acids. NCBI's taxonomy places the organism in Eukaryota, Viridiplantae, Streptophyta, Magnoliopsida, Nymphaeales, Nymphaeaceae. Gene Ontology annotation, biological process: tetrahydrofolate interconversion. The record is from RefSeq and is a predicted model, not a curated record. Gene Ontology annotation, cellular component: cytosol. The transcript has 2 exons.
AUGGCUCAAGAUGUGUUAGUUAUUCUUGUAUCUAUAGUUGCUUCAGAAUCUGCAUUCAGUACAUCAAGAAGAAUUCUGAAUGAUUAUCGAUGUUCAACUACUCCUGAAAAUGUUGAAUCAUUAUUCUGCACACAAAGUUGGAUUCGUGAUGCAAGCAACUUGUGUGAAAGUGCCUACCCGAUGAGUGCAAUCGUUUGGCUCAAACCUGGUGCAGCAGUCAUUGAUGUUGGAACAAAUGCUGUUGAUGUCCCAUCUAGGAAAACUGGCUAUCGUCUAGUUGGUGAUGUUGAUUUUGAUGAAGCAAAGAAGGUGGCAGGAUGGCUGACCCCUCUUCCUGGCAGUGUUGGUCCCAUGACUGUUGCUAUGUUGCUCAAGAAUACUUUGGAAGGUGCCAUACGCAAAAUGAAGAUAUGA